This is a messenger RNA of Myripristis murdjan (pinecone soldierfish), 2251 nucleotides long. It is a transcript of the gene stoml3b, whose product is annotated as stomatin (EPB72)-like 3b. Bases 557 to 1408 code for a protein of 283 amino acids. The record is from RefSeq and is a predicted model, not a curated record. Gene Ontology annotation, cellular component: plasma membrane. Lineage: Eukaryota; Metazoa; Chordata; Actinopteri; Holocentriformes; Holocentridae. The transcript has 7 exons.
CAUUAUUAUUGUGCUGACACAAAUAACCGCUACAUUGUCAUCACAUGAACAUCACCACAGCCUAAUAGUUUGUGUUUCUGACUGUCAUAUUUUAUAGCAUGUUUAACAUUUUUUUACUGUUUCUUCUUUUCAAGUUUUAUUUCUGGUGGAAAGAAGAGUUCCUGUUCCCCUCAACAGUUGCAACAAUUAGAACUGACAAGCAGUUUUACAUGUAUUUGUAUAGGCCAUGGAAAAUAUAUACCUUAAAUCUUUUCAUAGUAUAUAUUUUCCUUCACAAAGGCACCAUUGGACAGGGAAAAAAAUCCACAAAUUACAUAUCAUAAAAAAGCACAUGGUUAUUCAGUGACCUCUUAUUAUCAGAAGUACAACACUUUGUUCAUGAUUAACUCAAGAGUCCAAGCCACACCCUUCGUGAGCCAUAUUGUGAAAGAAGUGAUGCUACUUUAAAAAGGCAGGGUGACUCCCUCUUCAGUUUGUCACUCCUACACAUAAUAAACCAUUCUCGCACAGCCUUCCCCUUUCAGUUUUAGAGGGUACACUCGUCUUCAACCAGCAUAUGGAAAUGGAAGAUCAAAUGGAAAGCCAGAAGAGGAGGGGACAGAGCAGAGAGGACUUAAUAUCUGAACAGACAGGAUCUUUGGGAUGCGUGGGUUGGAUAAUAGUCAUACUUUCUGCCAUCUUUAACGUCUGCCUCUUCCCACUCACCAUUUGGUUUUCUCUCAAGAUUGUUCAAGAGUAUGAGCGCGCUGUCAUCUUCAGACUGGGCCGCAUCACCGAUAGGAAGGCUAAAGGACCAGGAAUUUUCUUUGUUCUGCCUUGCACUGAUUCCUUUGUGAAAGUGGACCUGAGAACUGUCUCAUUUGACAUCCCACCACAAGAGAUCCUUACCAAGGACUCAGUCACAGUGAGUGUGGAUGGAGUGGUGUAUUUCCGGGUCAGCGACCCCAUCUCCUCCGUGGCCAACGUGACUAAUGCUGACUUCUCCACCCGUUUGCUGGCCCAAACCACCCUGAGGAACGUCCUGGGAACCAAGAACCUGUCUGAGGUCUUGUCUGACCGUGAAGGCAUCUCCCACAGCAUGCAGGUGAGCUUGGAUGAGGCCACAGACAACUGGGGCAUCAAGGUGGAACGUGUGGAGAUUAAGGAUGUGAAGCUGCCCAUUCAGAUGCAGAGAGCCAUGGCUGCUGAGGCAGAGGCUGCGCGAGAGGCCAGAGCCAAGGUAAUUGCAGCUGAGGGUGAGAUGAACGCAUCCCGUGCUUUGAAGGAGGCCUCCCUGGUGAUUGCAGAGUCUCCAUCAGCCCUGCAGCUUCGCUACCUGCAGACCCUUAACACCAUCGCAGCAGAGAAGAACUCCACCAUCAUCUUCCCCUUGCCCAUGGAUGUCAUGAGCCACUUCAUGAAGAAGUGAAACCAUCAACCUGUCCUGGCUUGUGGGCUCAUCAGUGACAUCUCAAAUAGUCGAUUUUCUAAAGUCUCCGUUAAGUAAAACAGUAAAACGCUGAGACUAAAGUCAGGAUGAUCCGAAUAUCUAUGGCAUAGAUAUUUAGCAAUGCAAUACAUAAUGAUACAUGCAUGCAAUGCAUGUUUACGAUUUAUUUAGUAAGACAGUGAUCAGGCCAGGUCUGCUAACCAACCCCUGUGAUUUGAAUUACUGCAGGUUGAUGCUUAAAGAAUUUGAAUAUCUGAGUCAUAACAGUGUUUACAACAACAGUUUGUAAUGAAAACGGUUAUUUUUACAAUUAUCAGAACAUAUUGAAAUUAGUGUUAGAAUUAAUUUAUUAUACAUAAAAUGUUUGAUAUUAUACAAUAUAAAGUUCAUCAAAUAUAUCUUUUGAUACUCUGACUCUAUAUUAAAUGUGAAAGAGCUGAGCUGUGUUGCAGAGUUGAACUGUGCUGAAUAUUGAUCCUGUGAUGCAAAGCAGACACACUGUCUGAUGCUUCUUGUCUCUUGUUUCGCCAAGCAUUAAUGUAUUUUGGUAAUAGUUUAUCACAAUUACUGAUGGACUGUGCUAUCCCGCUGCCUUUGACCAGAUCCUGAUUCAUUUUUCAGCUUUAUGGAUCCACUUGGUCUGAUGAUAUCCAUAAAGAUGAUAUAACAUGGCUCACAGACUUGAUCCUCUUCCAGGCCACUUGUGACCACAUCACACUCCAGAAGACCCAGCCUGUCUUAAUAAUGUUGCAAUAAUGUCAGGUCAUUGGUACAGAAUGGUGUUUGUUAUUAUCUCUUCUCUUUACCCACAUUGAUCGGUGA